AUGUUUAUAAGGUCAAGGCAAGAACUUUCGCUCUUUAUGCGAUUCCCAAUGAGACGCAGAGCCUUAUCACAAAGUGAUGUGUAUUUCAAUGAAGAAUUCCUACCGAAUCACGAUCCAUGCCUUAAAUCGCAGGAUUGGCCUUUAAGUGAACUGGUUGAAACUUCGCAUAUUCUAUUGGAUGAGAGAACCAGUGCCAAAAGAUUUCAACAGCUUUACUCCCAUCUUAAAUUUGCAUACACACAAUUACAGGAAUCACAUGUUGAUUUAGAGUCGCGGUAUACCAGUGCACUGCAUGAAUGGCUAAACGAGAAGAAGUUAUUGAACCUUGAGUUAAUAAGACUUUCCUCUGAGAAACGUGAACUCGAGUUACUGUGCAUUGAACUUCAAAAGAGUGCACUCUCACCAGAGAGUCUUGAGCUGAUAAAGUGUAAGAUUGGGAAUGCACUAAAGAAGAAAUCUGAAGAUGAGCUUGCCAGCGCCACCAAAGAGAUUGAAGUUGCGCGGACCGAAUGUCUUUAUGUAACAGAAGAGCUUGAGAAACUAAAGACUGACUACGAGCAACUUCGGGCACGCUCAAAAUCUGUUCGGGAAAUGGAAGUUCUUCUCCGAGAAUCAGAGCGUCAGCAUAUAGCUGAGUCUCAUGACGAAGUCGUAACUCGCCUCUCUUCUCUUCUCGGGUCGGACACGGAAACCCUGGCUGCCCUGUAUCGCGAAAACUCACAGAUGUGCGCACAGUACCACCUCGUUGUUGGUGAGGCGGAGAAGUCAAAACGUCUUUAUGAUACACAGAUGUGUGAACUGAAGAAUGAGCUGAUACGUGCUAUAGAAGAACUAACAGCAGCGAAGACGGAUAGGGCCACGCUGGUGGCAAAAUGCGAGUCCUUGAGUGAAGAGAUGGAAUUGCUUGUUAAAAGCCUGGCCAGCACCCAGGCUGAUCUGAAGGCUGCCCGUCAGCGCAUAGUUGACUGUGAGCGAGCAAAGUUGAGCUCGGAGAAGCAUUUCGAGGGGCGAGUGCAAUGCUUAAGAACGGAGUUGAACGACUGCCGGUUGGUAGCCCAGCGGGAGCGAGUGGAAGUAGAGCGCCAGCGUGAUCAAUUGGCUUUCCAAGUCCAAGGCAAGUAUCUUGCCAGUCAAUUGGCUGUGGCCAUAGCCAAAUUCGAAGAGGUCGAGAUAUUGCAUCAACAGCGUGAACAGGAAAUGGCGCAACGGGAGUCAGAUCUUCGAAAAACUAUGGUUGAUUCCACUGAGGAGUCGAGAAAUCGCUCUGCGGAAAUGCUUCGACAAUUGGAACACACGCAAUCACGGUUUCGUGAAUUAACAGCUCAGCACAAAGAUAUAACACAGGCCUUGGCUGAGUCGGAGACAUUAAGGACUGAGACCCAGAAGAAGCUUUCGUUAAGUGAGGCACAAAACUCAGCAUUGAAAGAUGAAUUGGCGAUGGCUAGACAUGAACUUAGAGCCCAGCAAAAUCAAAUCCAGAGUUUAGAACGUGCACUAAAGGAAAUUACUUCUACAGAUGAACAAAUUCCUGAAAAGAAGCUAAUCAUAUCAAUGAAGGAUUAUGGUGAUGGAGGCGACCGGCUCUGUGAAAUGGCAGGUGUCAGAGAGGCAUACCUGAGGUUACUGGAGAAAUUCAAAUCAGAAAGGGUGAAAUUGAUUGUAAACAUUCGCCAACUUAAUGCUGAACUGAUCGCGAAGAGCUGUGAAGCCGAACAACAUCGCCAAGAAAUUGAAAAAUUGAGUCUCAAAAGGUCAAAAGGCUAUCAAAAAACAUGUGGUACUAGCGUAGAUCGGUGUUGGGACACCUACGGCCUGGCGCCAAAGCCGCGUUGCGGUACUCUGAUAGUCCACAUGGUCAAACGACGAGUAAGACAAACUGGCAAGCCAACAGAAUUCGUGUUUAGUGGCGGAUGCAUGUAUCUUACAAUGAUAAAAACACUGUCCAUUGAGCAAAAGUUCCAUGACCGUUGUCUUUCACAGAAAUCUACCAAUUACGGCUUGAUAAUCAGUGGGUCCGUCAAGGAGGACGAGUGCGUUUUCCUCCUUCUUGCAUCUACUGAAAAAGACCUCACUAACAUUGACACCAUUAACACAUCGGAAUUAAAGCUUGAGUGCCAGAAAAUAUGCCGUAUGCUUCCUGCUGGUUUAAGAGUAUCUGGUGUCUACUACUGCGGAUUUCUCAAUUUCACUAAAUCAAGUGCACGAAUUAGAGAGAUAUUGCAUGUUAUUCAAUUGGCCGAAAAGCAUCCACUCACAGACAAGUUUGCCCCUUUAACCGAUCGUGAUAAGCUUUUCCUUCAAGUAGAUCCUCUCACUAAGAGCUUCAUUGCCAAAGCAAUUGGCUUCUCUCACCCAAAGGACUUUUUGCGGCCAGUUGAUGUGAGAGUCCGACAGGUGAUAGAUAGGUGGAGGGGCAUUAAGACCCACAUCAAUCUGACAUUGGAGGCUUACCUUCCAGCCGAACGACAGAAGGAGAAGAUUCUUCAGGAACUGGAGGGAGCUGCGACGCCAUUCCUGGAGGCCAUUACCAGAAAGACACGACUUCUUGUCGAUGGUGACUUGAAAUGCGAGUCGGAUCCCCUCUUCCACAAAAAAUCCAUCGCAAAGGUUGCUCGUCACUCAAAGCGUCAUAGAGGAACAAAGGCGGAGUUCCAGAGUUUUUCCGAGGCGGCGCAGAAUCUUUCUAACUCCUGGGAUUCCGCAAACUUUGUCCUAUUCGGCCCUGAUUUUCUCUCUUGGAAGCGAACCAGCUCCUGCUCGUCGAUUGACUCGGGCCACUAUUCGGACGCCUUGGCCAUGCCCAUCGAUAGCCCGCCGCGUCCAGAAGGCGACAAGAUCCUCACCAUCCAUGGACGGAUUCCUGGUCUUGCCUUCCUCCCCGUUGAUGGCACGACUGUCGCUGAUGCGCUCAAGGCCUUUCAGCGGGAUCUAACACACAGCAUUCUAGUGCGCCUCGAACUCCUCACCGAAGAAUUGCAGAUAAGCAGCGGUGAAAUGGAGUGUGGUCGCAUUCUCUUGCCUUCACGAGUGUUGGUGCGUAUUCCCGCAUGCCCGGCGUGUCCUCUGUCAGACUAUAAGUUCGUUUCUGAGACUCCUGACGACGUGGUGCGUCGAGUGGCGCUCUUCUGUCGUCCUCUUGGGAGUGCCACGCCACCCGCCUUGCUGCGCGCUGGCGGCGGCAUCAGCAGUGGCGAUCGCCUUUCCACUGCCGACAGCGGCGAGUUCUCCUCUGACUUGGAGUUCAAUGCCACUGAGGUCGAUGCUGAGGAUGACAAAGUGGAAAACGAGGGGGUGGUUAUUGUGGCUCUGGGCAACGCCAACCAGAUGGGCAUCGAAGACGCUGAACCCGUCUUCGGCGUCGCGUGUCUGGACACCGAACUGGAGCGGACUUUUGAUGCUGGCUCUACAGAUGGUGAACUCUCGGACCGUAAUAUCAUCACUGAUAUCGAGGUGAUGGCCCAUUCCGUCUCACGGUCAAAGGGUAAAAUUCUCUUUGUCGGAAGUGCAAUCGCAGUAGCCAUUCUCAGUCUCAUCGCUUCCAUCUACCUGGGUCUUCUACCAGUCUGA
This is a messenger RNA of Echinococcus granulosus, 3567 nucleotides long. RefSeq lists its product as hypothetical. The record is from RefSeq and is a predicted model, not a curated record. NCBI's taxonomy places the organism in Eukaryota, Metazoa, Platyhelminthes, Cestoda, Cyclophyllidea, Taeniidae. Gene Ontology annotation, cellular component: endomembrane system. The transcript is spliced from 20 exons. Bases 1 to 3567 code for a protein of 1188 amino acids. Gene Ontology annotation, biological process: intracellular protein localization.